AUGUUAACUUUUGAAAGAAUUGACCAAAAAUUAAAAUAUGCAAGAAGAGAUUACAAAAAGAUAGUGGAGGAAGAGGAGAAUAAACAAAAAAGAUUAGUAGGGUUAAAAGAAAAGUUGGAUGACAAAAAUACAGGAACAAAGAGCAGAAGGAAAGUCAUUGGAGGCGGAGAAGAAGAGGUGAAGAGAUCAGGUGUUGAGAAAGAUCAAGAAAGUGUGCAAGUAGGACUAAAACGUAAAAAUAAAAGUCAGAAAGAGAAUUUAACAAAAGUUCGUAGAAUGGGUCCUUUCUCAUCAACAAGUAAAUUAAUUAAGAAUAUGGCUAAUGAAUACGUCAAUGAAGAUUUACGUAAGAAUGCAUUUAUCAAUCAUAUUACUGAAUUUAUUGGUAAGUUUAUUGAGGUAAAAAUUGAGGAUGGAAGUAGCAUUGAUAGGAUGUUAUUGGUAGAAACUGCUUGUGGUAAAAAUGGAUUACGAAUUAUUUAUGAAAUUAAAAAUGAAAUUGGUAAAAGAAAAAGUGAUCUAACAAUUUAA
Molecule: messenger RNA, 531 nt
Organism: Funneliformis caledonium
Lineage: Eukaryota; Fungi; Glomeromycota; Glomeromycetes; Glomerales; Glomeraceae
Source: the annotation of a GenBank genome assembly